GGGCGGGGCCGGGCGGGCGGCAGCUCCGGUGGCGUCACUCGGGGCAGGGAGCGGAGCGCGAUCGUCGCCGGUACCGGGAGCCGCCGCCACGCCCCGGCCGGGCCCGACGGUCUCCGGAGCCGGCCAGGAUGGCGCAGUGGAACCAGCUGCAGCAGCUCGACACGCGCUACCUGGAGCAGCUCCACCAGCUCUACAGCGACAGCUUCCCCAUGGAGCUGCGGCAGUUCCUGGCCCCGUGGAUUGAGAGCCAGGACUGGGCGUACGCCGCCAACAAGGAGUCGCACGCCACGCUGGUGUUCCACAACCUGCUGGGGGAGAUCGACCAGCAGUACAGCCGCUUCCUGCAGGAGUCCAACGUCCUGUACCAGCACAACCUGCGGCGCAUCAAGCAGUUCCUGCAGAGCAGGUAUCUGGAGAAGCCGAUGGAAAUAGCUCGCAUCGUGGCUCGCUGCCUCUGGGAAGAGUCCCGGCUCCUGCAGACGGCUGCCACCGCAGCCCAGCAAGGAGGGCAGGCGACGCAUCCGACAGCAGCCGUGGUGACAGAAAAGCAGCAGAUGCUGGAGCAGCACCUGCAGGAUGUGAGGAAGAGGGUGCAGGAUCUGGAGCAGAAGAUGAAAGUGGUGGAGAAUCUCCAGGAUGACUUUGAUUUUAACUACAAGACUUUGAAAAGCCAAGGGGACAUGCAGGAUCUGAACGGGAACAAUCAGUCGGUGACGAGGCAGAAGAUGCAGCAGCUGGAGCAGAUGCUCACCGCGCUGGACCAGAUGCGAAGGGGUAUUGUAAGCGAGCUGGCUGGCCUGCUGUCAGCCAUGGAGUACGUGCAGAAGAUGCUGGCAGACGAGGAGCUGGCAGACUGGAAGAGACGGCAGCAAAUUGCUUGCAUCGGUGGCCCACCAAAUAUCUGCUUAGACCGGCUUGAGAACUGGAUAACCUCUCUCGCCGAAUCGCAGCUACAGACCCGGCAGCAGAUCAAGAAGCUGGAAGAGCUGCAACAGAAAGUGUCCUACAAGGGCGACCCCAUCGUCCAGCACCGGCCCAUGCUGGAGGAGCGGAUCGUGGAGCUCUUCAGGAACCUGAUGAAAAGCGCCUUCGUGGUGGAGAGGCAGCCCUGCAUGCCCAUGCAUCCCGACCGGCCCCUGGUCAUCAAAACCGGCGUGCAGUUCACCACCAAAGUCAGGUUGUUGGUGAAGUUUCCGGAGCUGAAUUACCAGCUGAAAAUCAAAGUCUGCAUCGACAAGGACUCUGGUGAUGUCGCAGCACUGCGGGGGUCCCGGAAGUUUAACAUCCUGGGGACAAACACCAAGGUCAUGAACAUGGAGGAGUCCAACAACGGCAGCCUCUCGGCGGAGUUCAAGCACCUGACCCUGCGGGAGCAGCGGUGCGGGAACGGAGGCAGAGCCAACUGCGAUGCCUCGCUGAUUGUGACCGAGGAGCUGCACCUCAUCACCUUCGAGACGGAGGUGUAUCACCAGGGGCUGAAGAUCGACCUGGAGACCCACUCGCUGCCCGUGGUGGUCAUCUCGAACAUCUGCCAGAUGCCCAACGCCUGGGCGUCCAUCCUGUGGUACAACAUGCUGACCAACAACCCCAAGAACGUCAACUUCUUCACCAAGCCCCCCAUCGGGACGUGGGACCAGGUGGCGGAGGUGCUGAGCUGGCAGUUCUCCUCCACCACCAAGCGAGGCCUCAGCAUCGAGCAGCUGACGACGCUGGCAGAAAAACUUCUCGGGCCAGGUGUGAAUUACUCGGGCUGUCAGAUCACCUGGGCCAAGUUCUGCAAGGAGAACAUGGCUGGGAAAGGCUUCUCGUUUUGGGUCUGGCUGGACAACAUCAUUGACCUGGUGAAGAAAUACAUCCUGGCGCUGUGGAACGAAGGGUACAUCAUGGGCUUCAUCAGCAAGGAGCGGGAGCGAGCCAUCCUGAGCACCAAGCCUCCGGGCACCUUCCUGCUGCGCUUCAGCGAGAGCAGCAAGGAGGGCGGCAUCACCUUCACCUGGGUGGAGAAGGACAUCAGCGGGAAAACCCAGAUCCAGUCCGUGGAGCCUUACACCAAGCAGCAGCUGAACAGCAUGUCGUUCGCCGAGAUCAUCAUGGGCUACAAGAUCAUGGACGCCACCAACAUCCUGGUGUCCCCCCUGGUGUACCUGUACCCGGACAUCCCCAAGGAGGAGGCGUUCGGGAAGUACUGCCGCUCCGAGAGCCAGGAGCACUCGGAAGCUACCGACUCAGGUAGUGCUGCUCCCUAUCUAAAGACCAAGUUCAUCUGUGUCACCCCCACCUCCUUCAGCAACACCAUCGACCUGCCCAUGUCCCCGCGCACCCUGGACUCGCUCAUGCAGUUCGGCAACAGCAGCGAGGGAGCCGAGGCCAACGCGGGCGGCCAGUUCGAGUCGCUGACCUUCGACAUGGAGCUGACCCCGGAGUGCGCUUCUUCACCGAUGUGACGUGCUGCCCCCUGCUCGCGGGGCCCCCCCGGCUCGGGCUGCCCGGCUCCCCGUCGUCCCCCGGUCUCGCCCCGUUAGGUCUCGUCUGCUCUGGGCCUUUUCUCGGGAGGAGCUGGGGGCCGUGAUCCCUGCCACCGCCUCCUCCUUUGACCCGCCCGAACACCCCCCUCUCGGCGGUGGUGCUGGUUGUUGUCUCUUUUGGGGGGGGGGGGGCGAGGGGGGGGUCGAACCUUUUUCUAUUUCCUUCCGUACCAGGUUUUUUUUUUUUUUUUUUAUCCUUGUUUUGCUCAUUCAAGUGCCUCUCAGCCUCCAAUCGCAGCCUCGGUUCUUACCAACGCUUCCGCAGCCCCUGCCGUGCUGCUGAACGCUGCUCCCCCGACCACCGGCGCCCAAAACCCCGCGGCCGUCCUGCGAGCCUGGAUUCUCCUCCGCGGGGCUGAGAAGGGCACCAGCCAGCCCUAAUCUCCUCCGGGGGGGGUCACCCGCUGUGCCACGGGUCCCCCCCAGCAGCCCCCCGGGAGCUGGCGGAGGGGGCUCACCUCUGCGCCUCCCGCUGGCCCCAGGACCCGCGAGCGGCUCCGCGCUGAGCCCAGUUGUCCGUCCCCGUCCUCGGGGGCUCUGCCGGGAGCAGGGAGCUUCGGUAGCUGCCCGUGCUGGCCGCUGCCCUCCUGCCGCGGGCAGAAAGACGCGGUGAGAUGCGGCAGCCCCGGGCACGGCCGCUUUCCCUGCUGGGCAGAGCCCCCUGGGGAACGGGGGCGAAGUGUCCCAGCACCGGCGCGUGCCCGUGUGCGCGCAGCGAUUGCAUCUCGGGUCUCUUUUGGGACCAGCGGUGCGUGGUCGGGCUCGGCCCUCUCCCCUCCGACAUGGCUCGUGGUGGCCCGGGCAGGGGGCUUGCAGCUCCUCGGGGGCUUCGUGGCUGUGGCUGUGAUGCUAGGAGGUGGCGAGGGUUGGAGGGAGCGGGGCGGAUGAAGGGGAGGAGGCUGCUGGGGGCCGUAGGAAGGUGAUGCUGCAGCUCCAGGAGGGUUGGAGAAGCUGCUCUGUGCUCCCCCGGCCCGGGGCAGCCCUCCUGCCCUUCCCGUGCACAGGCUUUUGGGUUCAGCCCCGGUCUGAACGAGAUGCUGGUGGGCAAGGGGAUGCGGGGAGAGGCAGCGUGAGAGUAGCUGGGAGCCCCUUUUGGUACCGGGGGCUGUGGGGUGGCACGGGGGUGCGUGCACUUCGGGGCAGAGCGGUGGGACCCAGAGGUGCUGGUACCAGCAGAGACGUCUUAGUGGGGGCAGCAGCACGGGGGUGUGCAGGUCUUGGUUCUGGGGGGGGGAGAGAUGCUCAGCUGUCCGUACCCGUGACGCUGUGGGGCAGGGGGGCUCUGCCUGGUGGCUUCGGGGCACGGCUCUGGCUUUUCUACCCAUAGUAGCGCCGGGGUGCCCGCACUGCCCUCCUGCCCCCCUGGGCUGUGCUGCUCGGGAUCAGGCAGGGAGCCAGAGGGCAGUGUCGUGGGCAGGGCAGGAUCCGUCCCGUGCCCCGGGAAAGGGGGAAGAGGGCUGCAGAGUUGGUCGUGGCCCCCCUUGGGGCCAGGACGGUGGCCCUUUGGAGUCGGUAGGUGCUCAGAGGGGACGAGGGGGGAUGCGCGUUGCUUGUCCCCGUGCUGGCGCGUAGCUGCCUCCAGCUGCAGUCACCGUAGCCCUGGGCAACUUUCAAUACUGUAAAAAAUUUUAUUUUUUUGUAUAUUGUAUUGCUGUAUCUACAGGCUUUAACUUUCUCCAAAAUAAAAGGCUCUGAAGCG
Molecule: messenger RNA, 4224 nt
Organism: Cygnus atratus (black swan)
Lineage: Eukaryota; Metazoa; Chordata; Aves; Anseriformes; Anatidae
Gene: STAT3
Product: signal transducer and activator of transcription 3
Exons: 24
Coding region: 129-2444 (771 amino acids)
Biological process (GO): regulation of transcription by RNA polymerase II; leptin-mediated signaling pathway; defense response
Molecular function (GO): DNA-binding transcription factor activity, RNA polymerase II-specific; RNA polymerase II cis-regulatory region sequence-specific DNA binding
Source: RefSeq, a predicted model, not a curated record